Molecule: messenger RNA, 3014 nt
Organism: Mercenaria mercenaria
Lineage: Eukaryota; Metazoa; Mollusca; Bivalvia; Venerida; Veneridae
Exons: 11
Coding region: 102-1712 (536 amino acids)
Molecular function (GO): CoA-ligase activity
Source: RefSeq, a predicted model, not a curated record
ACGAACUGCUGUGACGAACUAUUUUUCUUUAGUACAUUUAGUUAAGAGUUUAGUUAAAGUCGAUUUUAAAGUUUUUAGAGACAGUUUGGAUAUUGGUUAAAAUGCAUCAGAGAGCAAAUCGGGAUAUCCUGCAAAGCUCCGCUUCUCAGGAAAAGAUAUUCCAAAGCCCGAGACCGUCCGUAGAACUACCAGUGAUUUCAUUGAGCGAUUACAUGUUUUCUCGGUUUCGAAGAUUUGAAAAUAGAAAAGCGCUUGUGGACGAUGCCACUGGCACUAUAUACACUUACUGGCAGCUGGAGGAUCUCUCAAGAAAGGUUGGCAGUUUCUUGUACAGGAAAGGGCUCCGAAAGAAUGACGUUAUCUGUUACUGUGGCACCAACAACCCAGAGUUUUGUUUUCUGUUACUAGGAUGUGCUUCUGUUGGUAUUGUCUUGACGACGGCUAAUCCUGCAAUCACGUCUGGAGAGCUGGAAAAGCAUGUGAAGCAUUCAGGGACGAGGAUGCUCGUUACUAUUCCUCCGCUUGUAAUAAAGGCAAGGGAAGCAGACAUCAGCGACAUUAUAGUUAUAGGUAAAGCUGAUGGUUGCCGGCCUUUUUCCGAUAUGUUAGCCGACGACGGCAAGUGUUUUCCGACGGAUAUUUCAAUCAACCCACAGGAAGAUGUUGUCAUUAUGCCUUAUAGCAGUGGUACCACUGGGCUUCCUAAAGGCGUGAUGCUAAGUCAUUAUAAUGUCGUAUCGAAUCUAAUACAACACCAAAAUGCUUUUAGUACCACCACGGAUGACACAUACCUCGCAGUACUCCCAUUCUACCACAUAUAUGGAAUGGUUAUGUCCUUGUGUGGUACAUUACAAGAUGGCGGUUUAGUGGUUAUACCCACUGGGUUCGAUCCUGAAGGAUAUUUAAAGGCAAUUGUGAAACAUAAGGUAACACAAAUUACUCUGACACCACCUUUAUUGUUGUUUCUCACUCGCCAUCCUGCCGUUGACAGGAUUGAUCUCUCAUGUUUACGCAAAAUAAUUUGUGGUGCUGCUCCGCUUGCAGAGGCAGUUUCCCAGGAGUUCAUGGGCAAGAAGAAUAAAAUUAUACGACAAAGUUAUGGUAUGACAGAGACCUCUCCUGUGGUUACUUUAGAUUAUGAAACAAUUACAGCAGGGUCUGUUGGACCGCUGCUUGCGAACACAGAAGCCAAGUUUAUAGACCCAGCGACUGGGAAAAGCCUGGGACGUAACGAGACGGGAGAGUUGUGUGUAAGAGGUCCUCAAAUAAUGAAAGGUUAUCUAAACAAUGAAAAGGCCACGAAAACAACGAUAGACGAAGAUGGAUGGCUACAUACAGGAGAUAUAGGACGUAUGGGAGACAACGACUGUAUUGUGAUAACAGAUCGUCUUAAAGAGUUGAUCAAGUAUAAGGACCUACAGGUCGCACCUGCAGAGCUAGAAGACUUGUUACACAAACAUCCAGCAAUAGAAGAUGUAGCAGUGAUUGGUAUGCCAGAUGAACGAGCUGGAGAGCUUCCAAUGGCUUAUGUUGUACUUAAGCCUGAUAUGUCACUCAGUGAACAUGACAUUAUAAAAUAUGUAGAACAAAAUGUUGCAGAUUUCAAGAAUCUGAGAGGUGGUGUCAAAUUUGUGAAAGAAAUAAAAAAGUCUCCGAGCGGGAAAAUACUGCGUAGGCUGCUCAAAGACCAGUUGUCAGGUUCACAGCAUUGACGAACAUUUGAAUACACUUAAAAAGGAUUUUUAACAUCAUUAACAUUGUUGUGUGAGUUAUAUAUUACUAAUAUAAAUAUUGACAGGAAUAUCUCACUGCAUAUUCACCAGAUACUUUUAUUCAGCCGCAUGUGGAAACAACAACAAUAUUUUACUUACGUACGCUUCACCUUAGGCAAGAGAAGUAACCGGUGCAACUAUUUCACGUUUGCAAUUGUCUGUGUGUUGAAAUUUUCUAACUAGGUCAAAACAUUGUAAUUAUACUUAAGGCUUUCAACUGGAUAUAUGUAUGGUGUUCGCAGCAAAUGCUUUAUGACGUAUUCGUACCAUCUUUCCCACCUGGAAUUGAUUUUUGACCAUCAAUUGAAAGGUAACAUAUAGCUUCUAGAAAAAAAGUAUAUUGUUUCCAUGGUUGAUGAUGUAAGUGUCAAAGUUUGUAAACUUUGUGUAUUUGAGCAAUAUUUUUGAACACUCAAAUUGUUGUUGUUAACCCAUUGUUAACUAGCAUAUUUCAAACGUUUUGUGGAUGUUGUGUGAUUUGGAAAGGCUUGCUUUUCCGAUAUAUUUUUAUUUUUUAACCCAAUGUUGUUCAGCAGGUGCAUUUUACUCUGCUAUGUGUGCAUGUUUAAACGUUUUCAAGCUACAUGCAUUUGUCAAGAACUUUUCUUUCAUAUCAAAUUUGGUAGUUCAUAGUCUGCACGUUAUAUUGUGAAAAGUAUAACAUACGUUUUGAUUAUCCAAAGCCACAACACUUUAUUGAACCCUUGAUUAACUUGAUUCAACGUGUGUCUGAGAUGGAGAUAUCCGCUCUCCAUGUAUGUUCUCAUACUGGUCUUCCAUUUAUAAAGUUAUUAUAAUGAAGAUUUAACUUACCAUAUUUGCGUUGCGGUGUUAGUAAGGACAUAAGGAUAGCAAAACAGAAAUUAACUUGUUUUUACUUGCAUUUUAAAGUAUAAGAGGCUCUUAGCCUUUGAGGUAGAUGGUCCCCACCUUCAAUUAAACUCCGUCUUCACAUGUAAUUGUUUUAGUUUAAAAUAUGGUGGGUCUUGGAGGAGACUCUAAACAUAAGUGUGUAACUCGGCACUUAUAGCUUGGAGUGAGCUUGGUAACGUCUUGUAUCAGCCCUUGAACUUAACUAUUGACGGGUAGAAAUGAGACGGCGAUGAUGGCGAUCGAUAAAUAUACGUUUGCAAGUCAAAAGUGUAGUAUCACCAAUACUAGAGCAUAUUCAAUGAAAAUGUUAAUUUAAAGUUAGUUAUGAAUAUUUUACCUUUUGGGUAGAGGCCCGUGUAUGAAUACUAU